CCGUAGUCCAAACGACCUACCGCUUACAGCCUCCAUCCUAGUAGACAUCAAAAUCAAUACUUAGCGAUCUUUGAUUGAUUCAAUUGGUUUCGUAUGUAUACUGGACUGUGAUUGAUUCCGCCUAGAAGACAUGUCAAAGUUGUGGGCGAAGCUUACUGGGUACAUCAUCAACCGAACAUUCGCCGGACUCGAUAAAUCAGGAAACCGAUACUUCACCAGGAUAGAAGAGAUUGAUGGAAUCGUUAAAGAAAAAAGAUGGGUUGUAUUCAAGGGGGAGCAAGAACCAACAUCUGUUCCUGUUGAAUGGAUAUGUUGGCUGAAUGGGCAGAGGAAGAAAGCUCCUACACCUGAGGAAAUGGCUGAUUUGGAGGCAAGGCGUGAACAAGUUAAACUUAAUGUUGCUAUUUUGAAGGAGGAAGAAGAAAAGGAAAGGAAAGCCAAAGAAGCAAUCAAAAGAACACUUGGCAAAGGGACCGGUCCAGACUUGAAAAGCUUUAUUCAACAAUUUCCAAAUGCUUCAAAAGGUACAGUCAAGUUUGUAUUGUAGCUCAUGAACUUUGUAACUGAGCAAGGCAAUAUAGGAUUUUAGGGGAUACUGAUGUUUACAAUAUUCCCCUUUAAUGUAUUUUCGCUUGUAAUUCUCAAUUUUCGUAAUAUAUCAAUUCUGUUUAAGCAUAAUAUGUUCAUGUUGCUUGUCUUAGAUAAUAAAGCCGGGGAAGCAGUUGAUGCAAGUAUGGGCUUGAGGGGUUCCAAAUUGUCGAAGAUUGAGACAGAAAUCUCGUCUGAGGAUGAAGAACAAUAUCCUAGGAUAUCCGAGCCAACAGGAUCUGGAUUGUCCUUUAAACCAGGAACUUGGCAACCUCCAUCAUGAUCGAUCGUGUCAGUACUCAUACAUCGCAUACAUUAUAAAAUUUAGAGAAGGAUCUACUCGCUUUUGUGGUUUGCAAUGAAUGAAUGCAUGCAAAUCUUUCAGUUGAGUGUGUAUAACAGAGAUUUUUGGUAGUAUUUAAUUUGUUUUCAGACAGAGGAACACAUUGAACUUUUUAUUUACAAGGCUAAUAAUGACUCUAUUGCCCUCGUAUUAGUUUGAUGAUAGAUAUUGAAGAAUCAUCAACUAAUUGGGUAAAUGUAUUGAACUGAUUACAACCAAUGUUAAUAAUAGUUGCCUAGGUGCUCUUUAUUUUGGCCAAA
Molecule: messenger RNA, 1191 nt
Organism: Impatiens glandulifera
Lineage: Eukaryota; Viridiplantae; Streptophyta; Magnoliopsida; Ericales; Balsaminaceae
Product: NADH dehydrogenase [ubiquinone] 1 alpha subcomplex assembly factor 2
Exons: 8
Coding region: 131-547 (138 amino acids)
Biological process (GO): response to oxidative stress; mitochondrial respiratory chain complex I assembly
Cellular component (GO): membrane
Source: RefSeq, a predicted model, not a curated record